Dovyalis caffra is the source of this 318-nucleotide messenger RNA. NCBI's taxonomy places the organism in Eukaryota, Viridiplantae, Streptophyta, Magnoliopsida, Malpighiales, Salicaceae. The record is from the annotation of a GenBank genome assembly.
AUGGGUCAUCCUUGUACGCAUUUAAGUUGCCGGCACAAGAAAAACAAAAUGCUCUCAUCAACCCAUGAAAAUGUUGAUCUUCCAAUUGAUGAAAUGAAGUAUGUGAAGCUUCGUAAGUGCAAGCUCCAGCAAGAUGAGUUGUUGUUCCCUCCAUCGGAAUCCGGUAAUCGGAGGGAAACAAUAUGUGACAAAGGAGGUGCACAAAAGAUACACAAGGUGACAGCAAAAUUUGUGGAAGCUAUGCAAAGGGUCAUUGUGGCUAGGGAUCAAUUGAAGAAAAAGCAACAGCCGCCUGAUGGUACAAGCAAGAUGGGAUAA